Molecule: messenger RNA, 951 nt
Organism: Malania oleifera
Lineage: Eukaryota; Viridiplantae; Streptophyta; Magnoliopsida; Santalales; Ximeniaceae
Exons: 2
Coding region: 1-951 (316 amino acids)
Source: RefSeq, a predicted model, not a curated record
AUGGUGCAGGCAUUGUAUGGGAGGCAACCAGAAGGCAUAGACAACAUGAGUUGGAAGGAAUUGGAAGUGAAGGUUGUGGUGACUAUUAGGCUUUGUCUGGCUGACAACGUGAUGUAUCAUGUCAAGGAUGAGGAAUCGUCGGUGGUAGUUUGGCUGAAAUUGGAGAGCGGGUAUAUGUCCAAGUCAUUGACAAAAAAGUUGUAUCUUAAGAAGAAAAUAUAUGGGCUUAUGAUGGUAGAGGGUUUGGAUAUGAAUCAACAUGUCAACUUAUUCAAUCAGACCAUUAGUGAUCUGAAGCGAGUUGAUGUGAAGUUUGAGGACGGAGAAAAGGGGUUGAUGCUGCUGAAUUCCCUACCUACGAUCAAAUCUAGGGAUAAUAUUGCCAAUGUUGGAGGCAGAAGCAGUGAGGGAGCUGGCCCUAAGGCUGGGAGUGAUUCCACAAAUGUUCUGUGGGACUUCACUCAGCACUUGAUGGCUGAGGUGGUUCAGACGAAUAAGGGGCAAGGUCGUCUUGCGACUGAAUUAGGCUAUUCUAUCGAUCAGUUCACGCGAUUGAAACCUCCUGUUUUCAUGGGAAGUGCAGACCUGAUUCAAGUUGGGAAUUGGAUCGAGGAGAUUGAGAAGAUUCUGGACAUCCUGAACUACACUGAGAAGCAUAAAGUAGCCUUUGCAAAGUUCAAGUUGUUGGGCGAAGCAGAGAGAUGGUGGAAAUCUGUAAAGAUACUUGAGGAGCAUCGACCCAUCCCUGUAGUAGUGAUGUGGGCUAGGUUCAAGGAAUUAUUCUUUGAAUGGUAUUUUCCAGUUACGGUCAGAAAUGCCAAGAUGGAGGAAUUUAUGAGUCUGGAACAGAGGCAGCUGACAAUUCAGAAGUGUACUGCUAGAUUUCAAGAGCUAUCCCAUUUUGCUCCAUUCAUGGUUCUGGACAAGACAAUAAAGGCUUGGAAAUUUUAA